UUUAGAAAACAUUUACAAAGAAUUAUCUACGGAUAUCGAGGACUUCACUCAUCCUGGUCAUGGUGAUCUGACUGGCUGGGCCAAGCAAGGAGUGCUGCUGCUCAACGCUGUCCUCACGGUGCGGGCUCACCAGGCCACCUCCCACAAGGAGAGAGGCUGGGAGCAGUUCACGGAUGUCGUGGUGUCCUGGCUCAACAAGAACUUGCAUGGCGUGGUCUUCAUGCUGUGGGGAGCCUAUGCUCAGAAGAAAGGCAGCUCCAUUGACAGGAAACGCCACCACGUCCUGCAGACGGUGCAUCCCUCGCCCCUCUCUGUCAACAGAGGCUUUUUUGGCUGUCGGCAUUUCUCCAAGACAAAUGAGUUGCUCAAGAAAUCUGGGAAGAAGCCCAUUGACUGGAGGGCGCUCUGA
Messenger RNA from Nestor notabilis (Kea), 409 nucleotides. RefSeq names its product uracil-DNA glycosylase (gene UNG). The annotation marks the transcript as partial. Gene Ontology annotation, cellular component: mitochondrion; nucleus. Gene Ontology annotation, molecular function: uracil DNA N-glycosylase activity. The record is from RefSeq and is a predicted model, not a curated record. Gene Ontology annotation, biological process: base-excision repair; base-excision repair, AP site formation via deaminated base removal. NCBI's taxonomy places the organism in Eukaryota, Metazoa, Chordata, Aves, Psittaciformes, Psittacidae. The transcript is spliced from 3 exons.